UUAAAGUAUAUCAUGUACAUUUAGGAAAACACAUCGUGGUUCUCGCAUAGUUGGGUACAGAGUCAACUGAACCAGCUAUUCUCUUGAACAGUCAUAUGGAUGUAGUAUCUGUCUUUGAGGAUAAAUGGAUAUAUCUAUCAUUCAGCGCUCACAUGGACGAACAUGGAAACAUCUACUCACGUGGCAGUCAAGAUAUGAAAUGUGUUGGAAUACAGUAUCUGGAAGCUGUAAGACGUAUGAAAAUGUCUAAUCAACGCUUCAAGGGAACUGUUCAUAUAUCCUUCGUACCCGAUGAAGAAAUUGAUGGUAAACUUGUUAUGAAGGAGUUCGUCCACACGAAUGAUUUCAAGACUUUAAAUAUCGGUUUUGCGUUCGAUGAAGGAGUCGCUGAUUCUCGUAUCGAUACAUUCUACAUAUUCAACGGUGAAAGAUCUAUUUGGCACAUAGAAGUACAUUGUAUUGGAAAUCUAGGAUCCUUAUUGCUAGAUAAUACUGCUGGAGAAAAAAUCCGAGUUAUAAUUGAUCGAUUUAUGGACUUAAGAGAGCAUUGGAAAAAGAAAAAUUGAAAGACCCUGGCAAAUAUCAACUUGGCCUUGUUACGACAAUUAAUCUAACUCAAUUAAAGGUAUACAGCAACGUAUUUCGUUUUUCAUUCAUUUUUUGCUCAUUUAUAUUAAGGAAACUAUUAAAAAUGUAUUAUUUAAUUAUUAGUAAG
Messenger RNA from Polistes canadensis, 715 nucleotides. Its product is annotated as aminoacylase-1-like. The record is from RefSeq and is a predicted model, not a curated record. Gene Ontology annotation, molecular function: aminoacylase activity. The transcript is spliced from 2 exons. The coding region runs from base 96 to 566 and encodes 156 amino acids. NCBI's taxonomy places the organism in Eukaryota, Metazoa, Arthropoda, Insecta, Hymenoptera, Vespidae.